Molecule: messenger RNA, 1754 nt
Organism: Leptopilina boulardi
Lineage: Eukaryota; Metazoa; Arthropoda; Insecta; Hymenoptera; Figitidae
Gene: nau
Product: transcription factor SUM-1
Exons: 5
Coding region: 700-1575 (291 amino acids)
Biological process (GO): muscle organ development; positive regulation of myoblast differentiation; regulation of transcription by RNA polymerase II
Molecular function (GO): RNA polymerase II cis-regulatory region sequence-specific DNA binding; DNA-binding transcription factor activity, RNA polymerase II-specific; protein dimerization activity
Source: RefSeq, a predicted model, not a curated record
AGUACACACAUAUGGACCACUUACGCAUUAUAGUGAUCCAUGUGGACCGUCGGAGACAUUACUAGAAGAUGCCUAAGUCUUCAUUCUGAUCUCCGGCAUCAAGGAUUUCAGAUCUUUUCAAUCUUCGCGCGUCGCGACAAUAUUUUUCUUUCACGUUACUGAAAGUUUAUUAAUUUCAUAUUUCACAUAAAUCCUAAGUUUAUCAGUUACUUUUUUUAUAAGUUGUCAACUUAGAAGCUUUCAAUUUUUUCUAAAAUCAGUAUCAUAAAACUGUACAUUUAUCACUGACUUUAUAAAUUAUUUAUCAGUUACUAAAUUUCGGGUUGUUUGUUUAUUUAUUGUCGGUAUUACCAGCUUGAAAGUUUUAAAUUAACUUCCUGUGUUCCGCGAGUGACAAGUGUCUUGUCUGCAGCAAUCAGUUUUUGUGAUGUGUUUUCAUGAUUUUGAAUCCUGAUUCAAGAAAUAGCUGAAUAAACAGGAAUAUGUUCAAUAGCAUUUGUGUUUAAAAGGUUGAGAAAUAAAAGUGAAGAAUCUGAAAAAGAGAAAUAGAAAAGGGAAAGAAGAAAAGUUGAAAUACCAAAGUAUAAAAAAGAGCAAAAACUAAAAAAAUGUAUUCGUCUUGGGGGUAAGGUAGAAAAAUUCAACGGCAUUAAAUAUAAAAAAGUGCGUGACAUAUUGAGUGUGCGAGUUAUUUGUGAAAUGAUGACCCUCAUGACAGACGUUGGACCUUACCAGUACGAAUCCUACGAUAGUUAUCAUCAUCACAGGCGACACUUUUAUUCGUCAAGUGAUGCGGAUUAUUUGCAAAGAUACGUGUCUGAUCGUGAUAGGGAGAAGCAAACGAGGAUUGCAAGUACUGAUAGCAGUUUGGCAUCAACCGGAAGUGUCAACUCUGUAGAUUGUCGCCAUGAACAUCUAAGAUCACAUUCUCGUUAUAUACCUGACUCGGACGAUACGUCGUCGAUAGUGUCGGCGGAUGCAUCUGCAGAUUUGGGAUCACCCUCAGCAGAUGGUGAGGAAACGACCGAAAGCGAAACAGUGGAACAUGUGCCACAUCCUCAUGUUUUGGAUGUAGAUUCACCCCAUGGACCACGAAGAUGUCUCCUCUGGGCGUGUAAGGCUUGCAAAAAAAAGACUGUCACGGUUGAUCGACGAAAGGCAGCAACUCUUCGAGAAAGACGACGACUUCGAAAGGUGAAUGAAGCUUUUGAGGUGUUAAAAAGGAGGACCAGCAAUAAUCCUAAUCAACGUUUACCUAAAGUGGAAAUUUUGAGAAAUGCUAUUGAAUAUAUCGAGAGUCUUGAAGCGAUAUUACAAGGAAACCGGGGGUCGGGUCAUCAGGAUCACGUGUCAGUUGAACAUAUGAACGGAGAUUCGCCACAAUACGUUACGGAACGACUUCGCCAAUUCUCUGAUCCUUUGGCAAGGUUUCAACCAAUCAAUGGAUACGAUAAUGGGGAAUCACAACAAUCUCAAAACAACGGAAGUAGCCUCGAUUGUCUGAGUAUGAUUGUCCAAAGUAUCAGUGGAAAUACGUCACCAUCAACGAACAAUAAUUGUUUAUCUCAACAUUAAAUUAAUUAUUUUAACAGUAUUAGAAUUCAAUAAAAUUGAAACGUAGAACAAAGUUUAUAUGUACAUUAUAAAACAUUAAGUAUAUUAUUCGACAUGAAAUUAUAGUAAAAUUAAAAAUUACAAUAAUUUAUUAGGAUUAAUAAUCAUUUUAUUAUUAUUUUUAUUCAGUAUCAUCUUUU